Neolamprologus brichardi is the source of this 5333-nucleotide messenger RNA. Lineage: Eukaryota; Metazoa; Chordata; Actinopteri; Cichliformes; Cichlidae. The record is from RefSeq and is a predicted model, not a curated record.
AUGCCGGUCUGGCGUCACGGUGUGAGGACAACAACCCUCAACACUGAUAAAACAAAGGAGACGAUUGUGGACAUGAGGAAGAAGAAGAGGCCUCACCAGCCGCUGUUUAUCCAGGAGUGUGAGGUGGAGAGGGUGAGCAGCUUUAGGUACCUGGGCGUCCACAUCAGCGAGGACACUGAACACCACACAGCUGCCCUCUCUGCAGAGCAGCUACCAUCGCAGAGUCCAGAGGAGCGCUGCCUCCAUCCUCAAAGACCCCACACACCCCCAACACGGACUGUUCACACUUCUGCCCUCCAGAUGAAGUGUCGUGUCAAGAUCGGCCUCGGAUCGCGAGCUCAGCUGGAGACAAUCCAGACCUCUGGCAGCCCUGACAGCAACUUCCCAGGAUCUGAGAUGCUGCCAGGUCACUGUGGUGCCACCAGGCCUGGAGCCACGGCCGCAACCACAAGGAGUCCUAGAGGAGCCAGCGCGGCACAAUGCACCAUUGUGUACGAGCGCUGUGCUGAUCCUCGGCCCAGUCUGAUGGUUCCUUUUCCAUAUCCGUCCCGCUGCAGGUCCUUCAAGCCAGACUUUGUUCUGAUUCGCCAGCACGCCUACAGCAUGAUUCCCGGUGAGGACUUCAGGAAUCUUGUCAUCGGCCUCCAUUUUGGCGGCGUUCCGAGCGUCAACUCUCUCUUCUCCAUAUACAACUUCUGCAGCAAACCCUGGGUGUUUUCUCAAAUGAUUAAGCUGUACCGCUCCCUCGGCCCUGAGAAAUUCCCCCUGAAUGAACAAACGUUUUAUCCCAACCACACACAGAUGGUCACAAGUCCAUCCUUCCCUGUGGUUGUGAAGAUGGGCCACGCCCACGCUGGCAUGGGAAAGAUUAAAGUCGAAAACCAACAGGACUUCCAGGACAUCACCAGCGUGGUGGCUCUGGCAGGGACCUACGCCACCACCGAGCCGUACAUCCAGUCCAAGUACGAUAUCAGGAUCCAGAAGAUCGGCAGCAACUACAAAGCUUACAUGAGAACAUCCAUUUCUGGUAACUGGAAGGCCAACACAGGUUCUGCCAUGCUGGAACAGAUCGCAAUGACUGACAGAUAUCGUAUGUGGAUAGACUCCUGCGCUGAGAUGUUUGGGGGCCUCGACAUCUGUGCUGUGAAGGCCGUGCAUGGAAAAGACGGGAACGACUAUAUUAUCGAGGUGAUGGACAGUUCAAUGCCUCUGAUUGGCGAGCAUGUGGAGGAGGAUAAACAGCUGAUCACAGAGCUGGUCAUCAACAAGAUGGCCCAGGUGCUGCUGGGAGUUUCCAUGCCUCAGCCUUCAACUGUUAAGACCACGCAGCCCAGACGAGGGGGACAUCGUUCCGCUUCUGCCUCUCCAUCUCAGUCGGCCCAGGGAUCCCCUCAGAGAGCCCGGUCCGCCACUACGUCUCCCAGCCAGGCGUUCCAGCCCGGUCCCAUCCCUGCCUCGUCUGGACCUGGAGCUGGGAAACAGUCACCGCAGCUGAACAAAUCGCAGUCGCUGACAAACAGCUUCACGGAGACGUUACGAGGAAGCUUGACCGACGACGAGGCCAAAGCCGAGACCAUCCGCUCCCUCCGACAGUCCUUCGCCAGCCUCUUCUCUGACUAAAAACAUCCCUACCACCUUCCUCUUCCUGUCAUCAGGUUUCAGAAAAUAAUAAUAAUUGCUUACUCUGUUUGUUAUGGAGUCGCCUCUCUCCUUUCCAUGUUUGUGAAGUUUAACACUGGUGCAACCCUCUGUCCUCAAAUCAGUGAUCAAUCUAUCACUAGAAAGGCCAGUGGAUUUCAGAGGACCUACACCGUGUUGACUGGAGAUGGUAGAUUUUAAGAUGUCACCAAACCCCCCGUUCACGUUUCUAUUACUUUCAGGGAGCUUUGUUUUUUGCUAAUUAUUCCAUAUUCACGUUUAAUCUACGAAACUCCUGAAACAUUUCUAGUGACUCCAAUGUUGUGUUGAAACCUAAAACCUGUCCAUAGAAAUUGAACUUCCUAGAAAGCAAAACCAGCCAAUGGCCUUUUUAGUGGUAGGUGAUCACAGUAGAUAUUCAUAUUCUCGCUCGUGCUGCUUGGUAUAUAAUUGUUAUUCUGCAUUCUCUUUGUCCGACCGGUGAAACUAUUUCUAUGUUCAUAUUUCUACAUUUAUGUACAUCCGUCAUAUCUUCAGUUUCUUUAUUCGACACACAGCUUCCAAAUUGUUUGCAGAUGUCCAUGGCAAUAUUCUGAUCUGAACCAGUUCCACCUGAGUCAUGAGAAGCGUACUGAAUCCUCUCGCUUCACCAGCGGUCUCUUAAGCAUCUUAGCCAGCAGCAGCAUUUCUCAGACAUCCGUGUGCUGUAGACACAUAUUGGCUUAUGUAGUGACUCCUCUGCCUUGGCCUAACUUUACCAAAGUGCUUUUUAAUAACAAAAAAAGAACAGUUUUUUCUUAAAGAAACAACCCCCUUAACUUGUUUGAGAACACAAUCACACAGCUAAGAAAAACCUUUGAGCUUGUGAUUUUUUUUAACGAGGUGCAAAUGCUGUACUGGCUUACAGCCAUCGUCUUCCAUCACAGCUCUGCUCUUCCCCAGCAAAUUGUUCUUUUUCUUAAUCUUUUAUGUUUGUUAAUAGCACCGUGGGGUAUUUGUUGGUGUGGGGACUGAUCUAGCGACUAGUACUGGUGAGUCUUUAGAAGCAAACAGCAAGGGUUUGAUAUUUUAAUCAUCUGUCUCUUGUUCUCUGUCAGCUAGGAUUGCAGCUCAUUUAUUGUAGUACUUUUUAGGAGUUUUGCUCUGUAGCAGAUAUAACCUACGCACACAUAUACCUGCAGGAAUGGCAGCCAUCCUCUUCUAACAUCCGUCACUGUUUUGGAUCUGCAUGUAAAUGAAUGUGAUGUGUGGAGCCAACCUGUUUUCUUCCACAGUUUAUUUGAUGGGAGUUGACGCUUACUUUGAAUUUUCUGAAAGAAAAAUGCAUUUUUGGGUAACUUAUUAUGAAAUUAGACACCAAGUACUUUUGGUUUAUUGUAGAUGGAGUCUGUAGAUUUUCCAGCAUAUUUCGUAAGAUGGAAUGUGCAUACGCAAUGAAGCCUUCAAAGAAAAACUCUUAAUUGAUAACUGAUGGCAAAGAUCUCUUAUGACUAUUCAUUAGUUGGAUCUGAAGGGUAUGCAAAACAUCUUUGAUAGUUUACCAAAGUCUUAAAUUUCCAAAAUAUUCUUUUAAAAAAAAAGUUCAAAAAAUAAUGAGUGAGCUACAGAUUUUAGCUUCUUGUAGCAGCAAGCUCGAAGACACAAACUGACUACAUGAUUUUGCUUUCCAUGCAAAGAACAAUCAAAGUAUGAUACUCAAAGAUGAUACUAAAAUUAUCAAAAUGAUAAUGGUAAAUAAUAGUUUUAUCUUGUGACUUAGAAUGAGCUUGUAAUAGUUUCCCCCACCUUCCAUUUAAUUCAGAAUCUGGAUCUUUAGUAGAUAAAUGAUAAUCCCAAAGCCAGUGUUAAAUGAUGAAAGUUCCAGAAAAGGAGAAAAAAGUUAACUAGCCAUUUUUGCAAUAAUUACAUUCAUUGCAGGAAAAAAAUGCCACCACAGAUUGCAUAUUUAUCCUGCAAAACAUAGAAACAUUACAGUGGCAUUGACUAAAGAGAGCAUGGCUUAGCAGAUGUAAAUAAAGUGAAUUUAUGCUUCGUUUAGUUUCCUUAGCUUCAGCUACUACUUAUAAAUUUAACUAACAGGUUUCUUUCUUCCUUUGGAGCAAUGUUACUGUGGUGGCAAUUUUUUUCUGCAUUUUUCAAAUGGCUGGUUCUUGAGUUCAACUAGAAAGCUAACUAGCUAGCUAGAAUGCGGCUAGUCAGCUAACGGAUUUUAGCAGUAGUGGUUUAUUAGCUUGCUACACCAAAGGGGAUGCUGUGGGUUUGUUAAAAAUAAAUUAGUAAAUUAAACUUAAAUAUGCAUUUCUGAUGGAAACGGUUUGAGGCUAAACAUACUAGUAUACACAAAAUAACAGAAUAAUGCUAACUAAAAAUAAAUUACAUAAAAGUGCUAAUUACUCCAAAAUAACUUCAGGAAGACAUUUCAAAUUUUAGUCUAGCUAAAUUUUAUUUAAAUCAUGGCCAAGAGAGUAUGCUUUGUUGUUUCUAUCUUCCAGAGGGGAUGUUCUACUUUAAUAAAAGCAUUUGUGAGUUUUCAAUGCUAGCUUGGUCAACUUGGUUGGGGUUUUAAAGGUCUAAAAUUCCACAAAUCUAUUUAUUUAUUUAUAAAGAGCAGGCUUAAUCUGCUCGUGUUAACCAUCCUUGACAAUUUAAACAUUACUUUAUUUUUUUAAAUGCUCAUUAGGCUUUAAAGUAACAACAUCGUGGUUUUCCACUGUAGGCAGUAAGCUAAUUCUCCUGUCAGUUGUCAUGCUAGGGCAGAUAAACACUAAUGUAAUAAUUACUUAGCUUGUAUUUUUCGUUUUCGAAUAAUGAAAAUAUUGACAUUGCUUACUGUGAUUCUUUUGUUUCAAGUUAUCGCUGGCUAUAUUAAUUCUGACUUUUUGUCAAAUUCUCAUGCGUAAUCUCAGAUUUACUGCAGUGUCUUGUGUUAAACACUUUUGCAAGCAUCUUGUAGCUUUUGGUACUGUGUCAAAGUGGACCAAAUCUGCAUUUGAUUGUGAGGCCCCUUAAAGGUUUACAUUAAAUUGUUCCAUCUUACCUGUAAAGAUUAUUGCCACUUCGUAUAUAAUACUGCAGUGUGAUAAGCCAUAACCAAACCGUGAGGAUUUCCUAUCCCUUAUGUGCCACGCAAUAAAGGCUGUGACGUCGCUGAUAAAUUGAAAUGUUAACUUUAAACACUGUGUCUAUAGCCUCUCUUGUCCUGGAGAGAAACUGCAGUUACUCUUUCUGGAUAUCAAGGUUAUCGCGAGAUAUAAUUAUUUGCUCAUUCUGUCAGGGUGAAAGAUGAAAGAACUAUGAUGUCACUUUUCUCACAUUUUGGGUUUAAAAUACACUUUAGGAUCUGGCAUGUUCCAUAAAUAUGUUUUAUUGGGUCAAACUAUCCGGUUGUUAAGUCUGACGUCACUAGCCAUGUCUGGGCCUAAACUCCGCUGCAGGUCCAUAUAUCAAACGAUCACUAUGAGAGUUGAAAAACUGUCUAAAGUCUUUCAUCUUUAAUAAAAUGAUCAGCGUUCUGCUCUACCAGGUGUAACAAUUGAGUUUAACAUCCAGGCAUCCGUGAAAAUGGAAUUUAUGACGUUUAACGGAGUUAGACGUUAGCAGGAAGUUAGCUCGCUAGCUUCUAUCUACAUACAAUAUAGCAUGUCCUGACUGCGGGGUUUUGGAAACAAAUGAAAACGUACAGCUCUGUUAUCACU